AUGGCAACCGCUCCUUCCUCCUCGAAACCACAGAAAAUCUCUAUUCGUGCUGAAGAAUGGGACCGUCGUCUCCAUGAAGUCCAGAUAACCAAACAUGACCUGAACCGUCUCAUCAUGGACUACCUUGUUGUGGAGGGCUACAAGGCAGCUGCAGAAGAGUUUUCCCAAGAGGCCAACCUCUCUCCUGAUGUCGACUUAGAUAGCAUCGAAAGCCGCAUGAAUAUCCGUGACGCUUUGCAUCGUGGAGACAUAGAAGACGCUAUUGCCCGCGUCAAUGACUUGAAUCCAGAGAUCCUGGACACCAACCCGGCCCUUUACUUCCACCUCCAACAACAACGGCUCAUCGAAUACAUACGCGAAGGACGCAUUGCAGAGGCUCUGCAAUUUGCGCAAGCUGAACUAGCUCCGCGUGGAGAAGAAAGUCCCGAGUUUUUGUCGGAGCUGGAGAAGACGAUGGCCUUGCUAGCCUUCGAUGUUAUGCCUUCUGCGCCGCCUGGGAUCUCUGAACUACUUUCUCAUGCUCAGAGGAUGAAGACGGCUGGCGAAGUGAAUGCAGCGAUUUUGGAGAGCUUAGGUCAACCGAAGGAUGUGAAGCUUGAUGGUCUCUUGAAGUUAUUGGAGUGGGGAGAGAAAGAGUUAUCAGAUCGCGCAGAGUAUCCUCGUUUACACUUGUAA
This is a messenger RNA of Mycena indigotica, 675 nucleotides long. RefSeq lists its product as uncharacterized. Bases 1 to 675 code for a protein of 224 amino acids. Gene Ontology annotation, molecular function: protein binding. The transcript has 4 exons. The record is from RefSeq and is a predicted model, not a curated record. Lineage: Eukaryota; Fungi; Basidiomycota; Agaricomycetes; Agaricales; Mycenaceae.